This is a messenger RNA of Dermatophagoides farinae (American house dust mite), 4828 nucleotides long. NCBI's taxonomy places the organism in Eukaryota, Metazoa, Arthropoda, Arachnida, Sarcoptiformes, Pyroglyphidae. The record is from RefSeq and is a predicted model, not a curated record.
AAAGUUUAUCGUCAUGAAAAACGACCUGAUCGAUUGAAAUUCGAAAUCGAACGCCACAUCGAUUGCCAUGCUAUUGGCUAUUCGGAUGCAACACUCAAUGAAUGUGGAUAUUGUGUUGGUGGUCAAACCAAAUUGGAUUAUGAUCAUGGAAAAGAUUGUCUAGGAGUUUGUUUUGGCAACACAACCAUAGAUUGUAUGGGUGUUUGUGGUGGUGAUGCCUAUAUCGAUGAAUGUUCUGGAACUUGUAUACAACCAGGUUUAGUUGCCAUUGAUAAACAUUCAUCAUUAGUAUUGAUGAAUCGUGAUUGUCGUGGUUUAUGUUUACAGCAACCACCACCACCAGCCACAACAACAACGGAUAAAGAAUCCAAUCAACAACGACAAAACAAUCCGAUGGUUGCAACACAAUCAUAUCAAUUGGAUCGUUGUGGGUUUUGUUCACUUUCACAAUCACAACAAUCACAACAACAACAACAACAACAAUCAUCACCAUCGUCAUCGUCAUCGGUGAACGAUCCAAACCAGAUGACAAUGUCACAAUCAAUGGAUUGCAAAGGAAAUUGUCAACUUCCUGGCUUAGUCAAGCAUACAAUAGUUUGUGGCCAAUGUAUUAAUCAACAGAAUGAAAUGCCAACUGUAAUUGAUAAUUGUGGCCAUUGUCUAUCUGAAGGGCAUGCUUGUUCAUGUGAUCGUGAUCCAAUACGUUGUGGCUGUAUUGAUCAAAAUAAUUGCUAUCUGAUUAAAAAUCUAUUGCCCAUAGCUAUACCGAACAAUGUUCCAGUGAAUAUUUCAAUUGUUGGUUAUUUUUAUCCAUAUGUUAAUCAAUUAUAUUGUGUGAUACGUUCACAAUCAUUUGAAAUAAUUGAAUCAUUUCCGGUACAAUUUUUAUAUAAAAAUAAAACAUUCAUACAAUGUACAAUGAAAUUGGAACAAUCUGGCGAAUAUGUUGUCGGUUUAGGUUUCCGUCCGAAUGUAUUGAUUACACCGCCCAAGGAUUUAUUACAAUUUUAUGUUUUUGAUUCGAAUGCAGUCAAUUUAACUGGAAUUACGCCUCAACGUUCAUUUUCCAAUGAAUCCGAUUUGCCAUUAAUGAUUAAAUUCAAUGCUAUUGUUGAUAAUCAUGAAUUGCCACCUACACCGAUUCGUUGUGGAAUCAUAUAUGAAAAUGGCCAACAAGAGCUUAGUGAUUAUGGUCAGGAUCAAUAUUCUUGUAGAUUGAAAGAAUCUAAAUUACGAGCAAAAUCACAGAUAACAAGAAUAUAUCCAACUUUUGAUGGAAUUAAUUUCAUUGGUUCCGGAUUCGAUCAUCUGAUUCAAUCACCUGCACCAAAAAUUUUUGCCUUAUCAUCAUUUAUAUCUGAGGAUAGUCUUUCGAUAAUUGUUAAUUUUGAUAAAUCAGUCAAUAUUGAAAUCAUCGAGAAUCAUAUACGUGAAAAUGUCGAUGAUGAUGAAGAUGAUGUUGCAUUGAUUAUGUGUGAUUAUCUACUAACCGAAUCGACUAUAGAACAACUUAGCUUAUUCGAAUUGGAAAGCUGUAAAUGGGCCACACGAACACAAUUUAUUAUAACGAUAUUGAAACCAUUUUCAUCGGAUAUGAUCGAAAUACAAUUGAAGCCACAAGUAUUAUCAGAACAUGGACAAAAAUAUCCUUUGUUCAAUCAAGAAUCUGAAUCGGCCAAUAUAUCAAAACUUUCAAAUCAUCUGAAUUGGUGGAGCUAUGAACCAAUGAUUGCCAUUAUUGGACCAAAUGAAAUAUCAUUCUGUGGUAUUUUUUCAUUGAUUGGCCAUUUUUCUUCACCUCGUGGUACUACUGAAGUGAAUUUUGAAUGGAAAGUUUCCGGUGAAGUUACCAGUGAUCUUCGACAAUAUGUUCGUAGUCAUGGAAAAUCAACGAAUCUUUUAUUGAAUGCUGAAAUGUUUGAUAUAAAUACAGAAUAUACGUUUACAUUCAGUGCAUUUAUACAUGCUCGACGUCAAAGUAUCGAAGCCGUACAUUCAUUAAUACGGCUAGAAUAUGAAACACCGAAUUUGGUCAUCUAUUCUACAAAUACAUUGAGUAGCAAUCCGUUACGUGAAAAUGAUCCUAUUCUGUUGUUUGGUGAUUUUCAUAUUCCCGAUUGUAUUUAUCCACCACAAUUGAUCACAAUGUAUUGGUCAACCAAUGACCCGUUGGUGCUGUUUCCAAUCAAACAAAUCACAAAACGUUAUACCGCUAUAUAUCAUAUUGAACCAUAUUCAAUACCAUCUAAUCAUUUGACAUCGAUUACUUUGAAUGCUCAUAUUGGAUUCUUUGUAAAUCAAACAAGUAAAGCUACCUUUUCAAUCAAUUCACUACCAGCACAGUUAAAAACUAAUCCAGCUAAUGGAAUCAAUCGAAUUACAAUCGGUACACAAAGUGGAUUGCUUACUAUUCCAUCUAAUAAUGAUAUUCGUCAAAAACGUUUUGUCUAUCAAUGGAGUUGUCAUGACACAAAAUCUGCACAACCUUGUUAUUAUAAUUUUUUGUCUGUACCGAAUGACCUUCAUAGAAAUCCAUUAUUGAUCACUAGAGAAAUUCAAACACAAAAAGUGUUGAUGUUAAAUUCCAGUUCAUUUCAGCCAAAUAAUCAAUAUUUGAUUGGACUUCAAGUUUUCGAUGCCAAUGAUAGCCGUUCAAGUUCAGAAACUGAAUAUAUUUUACUCAAUGUUAUCGAUGGUAUUAAACCACAAGUGUUUAUUGGACCAGUAUAUAUAAAUGGUGAAUUCUUAGUUCCAUACAAUGCACAUUUUUCCACAUUUGUCAUACCAUCCGGUAGUAAUAUUGUGAUUCGAGGAAAAGCAUAUCUAAAUCGUGGAGUGAAAAAUGUCAUAUGGAAAUCUCCAACUUUUCGUUAUCCAUUACUUUGGACCAAUGAUCAAAUCAGUGAUCAGGAAAUCCAUACUGAGCUUUACUUAUAUGGAGAUACAUUGACCGCAUAUGGGACAUAUAAUUUUAAAAUGGAAUCCUGUAGUCAUUCAAAUGAAUGUAGUUUAGCAGAAAUUUCAUUGAUGUCCGCUCAAUCGACUACAAUGUGUGAAGUUGGUGUUGAAUCUUAUGUUGAAUUAGAAAUGACAUUGGCUAGCAUUGAAAAAUGUAAUCUUUCACCAAGUUCAUCGCCCAUUACAUAUCAAAUAUAUCUGGAAGAUGAACAUUAUCCAGCAAUGUUACCAUUGACUAUGCCACAAUUAUCACCAGUUAUUAUUUUUCCAGGCACUCCGGUACCAAUUUUUAAUGAAAAUCAAUUAACACGUUUAACAGUGAAAACUUGUGAUCGUUUUCAAACCUGCACGCUACAUCGAUCAUAUCCAAUUCGUGUGGAACAUUCACCGAAUCUGACACAAUCAAUUCUACAACUUAUACAACAUGCACGUCGUAUCUAUCAAACUGGUGAUAUGAUUGUUGCAUUGAAUUAUUUGAAUCCAAUUUUUCUUAAACAUGAUUUUGAAAUGGAAAAUCACGCAUUAUUUGAAAUGGCCAUCAAUUCAAGCAUUGAAUUCGCAACCACAGCCAUACAAUUGCCAAAUUUAAUACUAAGUUCAGGUCAUUAUGAACUAAUGUUCAGUAUGUUUAGUCAUGCAUUACAUAAAACGGAAAAUCUAUUGUUGCGACGAAAAUUGCUUAAUUUAAUUAUUCGUUAUUUUGAAAAAGCUGAUGCUCAUCAUAUCAGAAUUUCAAUCAAAAAUAUUCGUAUUAUUUAUGCAAAUGUUAUGAAUUCAUUUGUUCAUUCAUCCAGUGAUGAUCGAUGGAAUAAUCAAGAAGAAAAUUUAAAAUUCCUUAAAGAUAUUCGUGAAACAUUCAAAAGAAUUAAAAAAGCUGUUGCAUCACGUAUGCCACUUGGUGCACAUACUGUGAUGUUAGCUGAAAGAAUCGAAUAUCAUACUGCUCAAUUCGAUUCAAUGGAUCAAAUGACAACUAACGCCGCUACGUUGCCAGUGAAAAUUCAUACAGCAUAUACAGAAGUUAUUCAUUCGGAUAAUGUAGAAGAUCUUUAUAUCAGAGCACAAAUGUCACAGAAUCGAACAAUUACAGCAAAAGUAAGAUUUGGACCAGAAAUUCGACAAAUGUUCAAUAAAAGUUGGGAUUGUGAUCGACGACAUCCAUGUUCAAGUGUUGUACAGUUUGUAACUGUAUUCCCGGAUGAAAGUCCAUUUCCUCAUGAUGAACGAACACAUCGAUUGUCUCCAAUCAUUGAUAUAACUAUUCAUGCACCACAUACUGGUCAAGAACAACGAAUCCGUGGUCUUUUCAAAGCAUCUGUUUUUGAACUUACUGUCACUGGAAAUGAUUCAUAUGGUGGAUCCAGUUAUACUACUAAAUGUCAUUAUUUCGAUGAAUCAACACAACAAUGGCGUAUGGAUGAUAUUCAUCCAUUGGGUAUUGCUUAUGCACAAGCUGGUUGUUGGUCUGGUCAUCUAUCGUCAUUUGUCAUUCUAAGAACAAUCAUGGGUAUCAGUGCUGAUUAUGUAAUUGGCGUUUUAGUUGCUUGUACAAUGGGUGUAUUGAUAUUUGGUAUGAUGGUUGUAUUCUAUGUACAACGUAAAAAUGAUGCUGAAGCUGCAACAACAGCAGCAGCAGCAGCAAAUAAAGAAAAUGAUGGUGUAGACAAAAAAUCAACCAUUGAUGACAUUUCUAAUCAGAGACAAAAACGAACAGCCAAAGUUGGUGCAAUGGAAAUUCAAAGUCAAACAAUUUUAGUAGCUGAUGAUUGACAAUUACAGAUGUUGAAUAUACCAAAAAAUUUUCUUUUAUUAACAUCGUUUCAACGUCGAUAGUUGAAACAAAAAUAAAUUUGUUUGUUUUUUUUUUGUA